AACAAUUGGAUAUUGGACGACGUGUCGUUCUUCGACUUGGGUCUUCUUCUUAGAGAACGAUAUCGGCUACAUUGGUUCUUUGGGGUUCGUCGGACUGGGACCAAGCAGAGAGUCAAUCGACAAUCAUCAAACUAGAUGAGCUGCUGUAAUUCAUUGUUUGUAUUCGGAGGUUCUGAGACUACACCGUUGGCUAUAAUUUCUCAUUGCAGUCUCACUGAAGAACUGGAAGCUCCGAUUGUGUGCAAUUCUUAAAAAUUCAGUGUGUCGAACACUUCUGGGAUCCUCCUCUGCUUGCUCAAAGGUGUGCGGAACCCGAAGGAAGGAAAGAAGAGAAGGAGAGCAUAAUUCAGAAUGCCUCAAGUAAAGAUCAUAGCGAAGAAUUUCAUGGACAUGGUGGCCUCCUUGCCCGCCAUGAAGCUCGACAAUCUCUAUGAGAAUGCAUUUAUCUGCGAAGCCAUUCUCAGGUCACUUCCACCUCUAGCCAAGAAGUUCGUUUUACAAAUGUUAUACAUUGAAGCUCCAGUAGCAGCCAAGUCCAUGGAGGAGUGGGUGCUUUCAGAUGGAGUCUCAAAGUAUAAGGUUGCCCUUGAUCGAUUGAUUCAAUUGAGAGUAUUUAUUGAGACUGCGGAUAGGAAAAGAGAAACAACCUACAGGCUAAAUCCAACAUUCCAAGCAAACCUCCAAAAGCUUUUAAUAUAUGGUGAAGUUCUAGCCAGGGAACCAAUGCCUUCAAAUAUAACCGUGAGGCUUCCAAGUUUGGAAGAUCUUGAGGCUUAUGCUCUUGAUCAAUGGGAGUGCUUCUUGCUGCAAUUGAUAAACUCAGGCCAAGCAGAGAAGCCAUCAAAUAUCAGUUCUUCUGUGAUGAAAGUUUUCCAGAAAGGCCUUCUAAGUCAGAGGGAUAAAGAAGCUCCACGACUAACUGAGAGUGGUUUCCAGUUCUUGUUGAUGGAAACAAAUGCACAACUUUGGUAUAUCAUCAGAGAAUAUAUAUCUAACUCUGAGGAGCGAGGUGUGGAUCCUGCAGAUUUGAUUUCUUUUCUGCUAGAGCUUAGUUUUCAUGUGACAGGAGAGCUUCAGUGGCUCUUCGGUGAUGCAGAUUUGCUUCUGAGAUUUGUGUGUUUGUUUCGGGGCGCUUUGUUCUUCAUCGUUUUAUCUGGAUUCUUGUAUUUUUGGGAGUUCAUCUCUUUUUUGCAUACCUACUAAAUUAGCUACAAAUCUUUCAAUGAGUUUGGCAGAUUCUUCUUCAAGGAAACAAGGAUUUGUUGUCGUGGAGACAAAUUUCAGGAUGUAUGCUUAUUCUUCUUCCAGACUACAUUGUGAAAUAUUACGUCUUUUUUCAAGGAUUGAGUAUCAACUUCCAAAUCUUAUAGUUGGAGCAAUAACGAAAGAAAGCUUGUAUAAUGCUUUUAAGAACGGAAUUACGGCAGAGCAGAUAGUUACUUUUCUGCAGCAGAAUGCACAUCCUCGUGUUGCAGAGAGAAUACCAUCAGUCCCUGAAAAUGUCACGGAUCAGAUUAGGCUAUGGGAAUCAGAUCUUAAUAGGGUCGAUAUUACUCCCGCACAUUUUUACGACGAAUUCCCUUCCAGGGAAGUUUUCGAGGCUGCUUGUGACUACGCCCGAGAAUGGAACGGGUUGCUAUGGGAGGACUCGAAAAACAUGCGGCUCGUAGUGAAGGCGGACGUACACACACAUAUGCGGGAACAUCUUCGUCGUCAAAAAUAGAUGAUAUAUAAAUGCUGCAAGAUCUGCAUAUAACCAUGGCCUCUGGAACUUCAGUUUUUGUUGCUUAAAGUGGGCAUGGGCUAAAAGAUCUACUUCAUAUAUGGGAAUGGUGAAGAACGCAGUGUGAGAAUUGUUGUAUGGGAGAGAAGAAAAUUGUGCCAUUGAGUUCAUUAGUGUACGUUUUUCCAAAGUCAAUUUUCCUCUCUACCAUGUGGAAGUUUGGUUAGGUUGAUUUCCCUUCAUUGGGACAACUUUUGGAAAAGAAAAAAAUAUAUAUAUUCAAUGAGGUGGCAGAAAAAUUAUCCAA
Momordica charantia (bitter melon) is the source of this 2030-nucleotide messenger RNA. The record is from RefSeq and is a predicted model, not a curated record. NCBI's taxonomy places the organism in Eukaryota, Viridiplantae, Streptophyta, Magnoliopsida, Cucurbitales, Cucurbitaceae.